AUGACUGAAACCCAACCUUUUCAAUUUAAUAGCGUAUCUGCACCCUCAGCUAAUAAUUUGGCGACGCCGUCGAGAAGAGGACAUUCACAUAGAAGGUCAUUUGCCGUCUCAGGAGACUUUGAAUUCUUAAAACAACCUCCAACUGGGUUUUCUGGAACAAACUCUAGUUCAGUUCCACCUUUGCCAAGAUGUGUAUCUCCAGAACCUUCAAAUAACAAUAACCUGAAUAUUAAUAAAUUUAAUCCACAUGAUUAUGAGAAACCUAAUGAAGUGUCAUUUUCAAAUGUGUUAACUCCCAGAAAAAUCUCCAAUGAUAUAGCAUCGCCUAGUCCGAGAUUCUUUAUUAGUGAGGAACCUAGAUUUACAUCUCCAGUGAAAGGGGUUCCAGACGCUAUCAUCAAUUUAGAUGACGCUUUAAAGACUAAACCAAGAUCAUUUAAAUCACAUAGAAGAUCUGAAUCUGCUCCUGCAGAUUUGGAAGUAGCAAUAGAUUUCAAACAUGCGAGAUCUAUUCCAGAUUUUAGAAUUGAUGAAGAAGAAGAUGCUAUUGAGAAUCAGGAUAUUGAUGAUAAAGCCUCCAAUGAUUCCGAUAAUAAUAAUAAUAAUAAUAAUACUAGUGGAAUAGGUUCAAUGAUAGAGACACGUCCUAAUAAAAUUGGAGAACCAGCACCAUUUGGCCUUAUGUCACCUUUACGACCAUCAUCACCUGCAUUUAAGAAAAAUUAUCAAAUGAAUGAGACCACUAGUUCUCCAACAAAAUUAAUUUUCCAUCCCCAAAGUUCUGGAGUUUAUUCAAACGGCUCAAAGACUGAUCAAUAUAAUUCUUUAAAGAUCAAGAGACAAAAACAAAGAUACUAUCAUUAUACAAAACAACUACCGACAAACAACAUUACUGUUAAUACCCAAAAUCAGGCUCUUCAAGAAAAGAAAUCGGCUACAUCAUUAACCUCAGCCACUUCAAAGACUCCUGUAACAAUGGUAACAACUCCAUCUAAUGCUGUAAACUCCCCUGUAACCCCACUCUCCAAUAAAGAAUUUAACCCAACACCAAACAGUUGUAACAUUAUUAAUAAUUCUGUCAAAUCCACAGCUAGCAAUUUAAAUAUUGGUAGUUCUGAUGGAAGCACCUCUUUAAUCUCAAAUUCAAAUGAACAAAGAAGAGCCAGAAGCCCAGAUUUUUCAGUUCAUCAACAAAUGUAUCAUAAAUAUCCUACUUUAAGUAAUCAUGUUUCGAAUAAUCUGGGAUCUAAAUUUGUCAGACGUAAUAGUGGGCCCGCUGUACAAACUUCAUUUAAAUUUGAAAGUAAGAUUUAUGAUAUACCAUUAAACGACAAAUAUAAUGAUCCAUAUAAUGAAAAUGCAAUGGAAGAAUAUCCAAUGAACGAAAGAUCUGUAACACCGAAAUUUGGAGAACGUUCUAUAAUGAAACAGGACUACGAUCAACUGCAAAGAUCUGAAUCGCAUGAUACAAAUAAUUCGUUAGAUGAACCUAAUGGUAAUAUGACUCUAUCAAUGGAUAUAUUAAUGGGUGAACCUGGUGACACUGUCGAUCUUUCUAAUAAUGGUAGUGAAGAGAUUAUUGGCGGUCUUCAAAACAUCAGUAUACAAUCCCCAGAAAGACACUCUAGAGGUAUUAACUCCACUAGCAAAGUCUCUUUAUCAAAUCUCGAUAAAGUUGACAAAAAGAUCUCAAUGAAAAGUACGGAUGAUUUAAAAAUAACUGGUGAAACAAGAAGUGCAAGUGACAGUGUUAUGGAGAUUAAAUCCAAUAGAUUACAACAUAAUUCCAAUGCAAAAGUAAUGAACAAUGGUAUUAGUACAACAGUGGCUACCGGAAAGAAAAAACGGUCUAAAUUGAGUAUUUUUACGAACUUAUUUUCCAAAUAA
Maudiozyma barnettii is the source of this 1887-nucleotide messenger RNA. RefSeq names its product Lre1p (gene LRE1). The transcript has a single exon. The record is from RefSeq and is a predicted model, not a curated record. NCBI's taxonomy places the organism in Eukaryota, Fungi, Ascomycota, Saccharomycetes, Saccharomycetales, Saccharomycetaceae. Bases 1 to 1887 code for a protein of 628 amino acids.